Molecule: messenger RNA, 1747 nt
Organism: Brassica oleracea var. oleracea
Lineage: Eukaryota; Viridiplantae; Streptophyta; Magnoliopsida; Brassicales; Brassicaceae
Product: CBS domain-containing protein CBSCBSPB2
Exons: 2
Coding region: 167-1747 (526 amino acids)
Molecular function (GO): protein binding
Source: RefSeq, a predicted model, not a curated record
GAAGAAAAAAAAAACAGAUAUCAAAGAUCAAUUCUUAUUUCUGGAAAUCAAACCUCUAUGGAUUUGUUUCUUAAGAUCAGACAUAUAAAUUCAACUUUUUCAAGAUCUUCACCAUCAUUCUUGAUCGCAGAUUAAUGGCUGAUUAAAAGGAUCAUUACACAUAAACAUGACUUCAUCUGGGAGGAGAAGCAUAAGACGAGGCUCAUCAGCCUCCAAGAAACCGGUUCUCCACACCCAAGAAAGCGGAAACAGUAGCUUUAACGAAACCACCUCCCCUAAACCCGGUUCACCUCUCCCUGAACCGGUCUCCGAUAUCGAAAGAACCGUCAAGAAGCUACGCCUAUCCAAAGCCCUCACCAUCCCCGAGGGAACAACCGUCUUCGACGCAUGUCGAAGAAUGGCCUCUCGCCGCGUCGACGCUGUCCUUCUCACCGACACAAGCGCUCUCCUCUCGGGCAUCGUCACCGACAAGGACAUAGCAACAAGAGUGAUCGCAGAAGGGCUAAGACCAGAACACACUCUAGUCUCCAAAGUCAUGACGAGAAACCCUAUAUUCGUCACGUCAGACUCCCUCGCCAUACAAGCCCUCGAGAAGAUGGUCCAAGGAAAGUUCAGACACUUACCAGUAGUAGAAAACGGCGAAGUCAUCGCUAUUCUAGACAUAACAAAAUGUCUGUACGACGCCAUCUCUCGCAUGGAGAAAGCAGCAGAUCAAGGAAGCGCCUUAGCUGCUGCUUAUCCAUUCAUCGAAACGUUGAGAGACCAUAUGUUCAAACCAGCCUUAUCCACAAUCAUCACAGAACACUCGAAAGUAGCACUCGCCUCUCCCUCGGAUCCCGUCUUCGUAGCUUCGAAAAAAAUGCGUGACCUAAAAGUUAACUCAGUGAUCAUUUCCGUGGGGAACAAGAUACUCGGCAUACUAACGUCAAAAGACAUUUUAAUGAGAGUCGUGGCGCAGAAUCUCUCCCCCGAGCUAACGCUCGUUGAGAAAGUAAUGACGCCAAGCCCCGAAUGUGCGUCUAUGGAGACAACGAUCGUCGACGCGUUACACAUCAUGCACGACGGUAAGUUUCUGCACCUUCCGGUUCUAGACAAAGACGGAUACGCGGCGGCAUGCGUCGACGUGCUGCAGAUAACACACGCGGCUAUCUCCACCGUUGAGAACAGCUCCGGAGCGGUUAACGAUAUGAUGCAAAAGUUUUGGGACUCGGCUCUCACGUUGGAGCAGCAUCCACCUGAGGAUUACGAGACGCAUAGCGAUGUGUCGGCGACGUUGUUGAACUCGGAGGGAGGAGGAGGAGGGAAGUUACAGUCUCAAGGGAGUAGUGUGAUGAGUUUGUUUGCGUUUAAGUUUGAAGGCCGUAAAGGGAGAGUGCAUAGGUUUAACGCGACGGGGGAGAGUUUUGAGGAGGUGGUGAGUGGUGUGAUGGAAGGGUGUGAUGAGGUUGUGGAUUCAGUGGGCGUUCAGAUAAUGUACGAAGAUGAUGAAGGCGAUAGGGUUUUGAUAAGUGGGGAUAGUGAUGUUGUUGCUGCUGUUGGUUUUGCUAGGUCUUUGGGGAGAAAUGUUUUGAGGUUGCAUUUGGAUUUUGGUGAGAUGGUGUGUGUUGAGAUGGUUAAAGAUUUGUCUGAGGGGAGUUGUGGUGGUGUAGGUAGGGGUUUGGUUUGUUGGAGGAGUGGUGUUGUGGCUGGGGUUAUUGUCUUGACGAGUAUAGUUUUUUUUGUUUUCUUGAAACGUUCCAAGAAGUGA